AAGAAUCCAUAUCAUGCUUUUGUGGCUCUCUUUCUCUGGGUUUCUCUGUCUCUUUAUCUGUCUUAUUUUCUUUCUCACUCUUUCUGUGCCUCUGUCUCAGUUUUCUUGGUUCAUUCAGGCUUUCUUCUUGUCCCUUCAUCUCUGUCUCUGUCUCUCUCUGUCCCUAGCCUCUCUAAUCUCUACCUUGCAGCCUCUCUGUCUCUGCAUUUGCCAUCUGUCUCUGUCCAUUGGUCAGAGCUGACCAGAGCCCCUGCCCUGAGUCCGUUUUCUCCUCGCAGCCUGACCACAUGAUGACCAGGUGGGCUCUGCUGGUGCUGAUGAUCCUGACAUUGGCCAGGACCCUGCUUGUCCCAGCAAACCCACUCCCAGGCUUUCAGCUCCUCCCUCAGAACUUUCCCCAGGUCACUCCCUGCCCUGUGACCUCAGAGAGCCCAUCAGCCAGCACCACAGGCCCCUCUGCAACUUGGGGGCACCCCAGCCCUGGCCCCCACCCUGGCUCCCGCAUCACCCUCUCGCUGGAUGUCCCUCUCGGCCUCCUGCAGAUCUUACUGGAGCAGGCCCGGGCCAGGGCUGUGAGGGAGCAGGCUGCUGCCAACGCCCGCAUCCUGGCCCAUGUCGGUCGCCGCUGA
Molecule: messenger RNA, 629 nt
Organism: Sus scrofa (pig)
Lineage: Eukaryota; Metazoa; Chordata; Mammalia; Artiodactyla; Suidae
Gene: UCN2
Product: urocortin 2
Biological process (GO): cellular response to nutrient levels; digestion; hormone-mediated signaling pathway
Cellular component (GO): extracellular region
Molecular function (GO): hormone activity; corticotropin-releasing hormone receptor 2 binding
Source: RefSeq, a predicted model, not a curated record